UUUGUUGCUUUCAUUUUCAACUCCGUAUUUAUCUGGACAGGAAUAUUUUCAACUAAGUGAUGUUUUCUACUAACAACCUGGGUUUUUUGUUAUUCAUUUUUAUAGUUGUUAGAAGCAGCUUUUAUGUGUAGACAGUGAGACAACUAGUUGCAUUAUUUUGCUUAAACAUGUAGAGAAGAAAAUCCUCUAAAAUACUGUUACUAUCAAAGAACUAAAAACAUUUGCUGAGUCUUGGGUUUGAAUAACUAAGCAAAUUAUUAAAUCCAAGGUUCAUCGGAUGAAGUUAUGAUAUUAUCAGUAUUUAAGAGGCUUUUAUUUAAUUACUAUUUUUUAAAAAGCAUACAAAUCUACUUAUAAUAGUAAUACUUAUACUAAUGCAGGUUUGAGAUUUUAGAUUUGCCUGUACAGUAUAGCAUAAACAUUAAGAGCAGCAGGACCCUGGUUUUAUGGGAUUAUUACACCUGGAAAACCUGACAAACAUCAUGAAAUUCACUGAAAUUCUCUUCGUUAUAUUGACUUUAUCCCUGGGAACCUACGCAGGAGGAGACAUCCCUCUCCAGGUGACUGGCCGUGUAGGGGAGACUGUCACACUGACACCCCGUCUGAAUCUCACACAUCCCAUUGAUACAGUCACAUGGAUGUAUCAUAUCAAUGGGAAGAGAACAAUCCUGGCUGAAUUCAGAGAGCAGAAGUUUAUCAGAGUGAAUAAGAAUUAUUUCAUCAACCGCCUGGAAGGAUCUAACAGUGGAACCUCAUUACAGAUCAGAGAGCUGAGAAUGGAGGAUAGUGGAGUCUUCACUGCACAGAUUAAUGUUAAUGAAGAAAUAAGAGACAUAUCCUAUAAUCUCACUGUAUAUGAGUCUCUCCCUCUCCCUACACCAGUUAUAAAUAAGACAUUAGAUGAGAAUUCCACUGAUCUCUGUCAUCUUCAUUGUUCUGUCCCAUCCAACUCAACAAGUGUGUCCUACAGUUGGAUCUACAGAGAUAAAGACACUGACAUACUAUAUGCAAAUGGCAGCACAAUCAGUGUAUCACUGAAGGAUAAGACAUUGGGGACACAAUUUAUCUGCUUGGUACAAAAUCCUGCUCAUACCAACAAUGUGUCAGUCCUUUUAUAUCCAUGUGAUGAGACACAAACAAAAGCAAAUCAAAGAUAUUAUUUUGCACUCUUAAUAAUCACCAUUUUGGGGAUUUUGAUAUUUGUAGUUGGAACUUUAUAUUGUUUCAGAAGACGCAUAAAAAAGUGUAUAAAAACUCCUAAAGAAAAUGUUACAUACAGUGACUUUAAGGAGUUUCCUAAGAGAAUUAUGAAUCAGGGCAACGCACCUAUGAAUGGUCACUGUAACAUGGCAUGUAACCGAAAAAGUGAAGAGGCAGAAUAUGCCCACCUUUCUGUGAAUAUUGAAAUUAAUGUGAAGGUGUAGUUGAUCAACCACAACAAAUGAAUGGUGUCAAAACUCCAAGCACAAUCAACGAAAAAAAUCAAUGUCUCCACUGUCUGACUCAGUGGGCUUCUCAGAGUAUCUGGGGAAUAGUGGGACCUAGUGCCACAAUUGUGAAUAGUUCUGAUCCUACCUUUUUUCUGAGCAACUGGAUUAUGUUAUGGCUAUACUAAUGACUUCUCCAUUCCAAAUACUGCUGGCUGCAUAUAAUAUACACUUAGGCAAGUCCACAAAUCUGUUUCUUCUCUGGGUUGAAUACAGGACCUGUUGUAUCACUGGAGUUUUCAGUCAGACCCUUGACAGUCUAUAAGGGUAUCUUGCCAUAUUUUGCAAGCCUAACAUACUUGUGUAUGUGUGUGGAAAAAACAUACAAUGAUCAAUGUAAUAAAGAACAAUUGUAUCAGCCCUACUUUAAAUUGCAUGGAACCUGUGCAGGCCUAUUGGCAGCAGACGAAACUGGAUCUUCCAAAUUGCAGCAUCAAUAUCUUCAAGAUGCAGAGAACACUGCUCCCAAUCACAAGGAUACCGUAUGCUCACAGUGAGAACUAAUUACAGGGCAAUAAGGUGGGUGGCACGUGCAAAAUACAGGCAGCAGAGUUGGGUGAUAACCCUAAACCAUAUUCAUAAUGAAUUUGUAAUCACUCACCUCAACGCUAUUGUUUUUUUUUUUUUUUUAAAUGUUUUUAAAAUGAAUUGCCAUAACUGUUAAUCAGGAGCAGGUUUGUAUGGUUCCCUUAAAUAUUCCAUAUGUCAAUAAUUUAAUGUGUAAUUUUACAUUUUUUUAAUUGAUCUCUUGUUUAGUGCCAUGUCAAAGGGAGUGAUCCAGAUUACAAUUCAGAAGGUGGUCAAA
Messenger RNA from Xenopus laevis (African clawed frog), 2292 nucleotides. Its product is annotated as CD48 antigen. The transcript has 7 exons. The record is from RefSeq and is a predicted model, not a curated record. Lineage: Eukaryota; Metazoa; Chordata; Amphibia; Anura; Pipidae. The coding region runs from base 447 to 1424 and encodes 325 amino acids.